UGCCCGGGCUGGAUCCGCGCCGCCAAUGUGCCGCGGGAGGCGGGCGCUCACCCCGGCCCUAGAGAAACUCCGGGUCGGUACUCGCCCGUCCCACCCGACGCGGGGUCUCUGGCGCGUCGGAGCUUUGCGCGACCCUCUCGAGCCUGCGGAGACCUCUCCCCGCCGCGUCCUGCCCCUGCCCCGAGCCUGUCACUCGGCCCCCGGCAGCGACAGCCAGCACAUGGCUGUGUGCGGGGAGCUCGCAGGGCCAUUGCAUUGCGCUGCCUCUGGCUUCGUUCGCAGUUCGCUGAGCUCUGCCUGGAGAGCCAGAGCCGCUUCUUGAUCGCUUUUAAAAAGAAAAUAAAAAAUCAAAACGAAAAAGAAAAUACACAGCCAAAUCUUUCGCACCCGAGGUUGUGGUUGCACUUUGCCAGACGGGACUUGCGGCAAGGACCAUGCGGUGAAGCCGAGCGCCAGAGCGGGACCGCAGCCCCGCACUCUGCGAUCGCAAAGGGAAAUAAACAGCCGGAGCAGGAGCCGCGCACCCGCCGCCUCUUCCCAGAGACCUGCAUCGCAACAGCCCCGCUGCUUGCCGCAGCCUGCAGCCGCCUGAGGCUCGAUCCAGAUACUCCGCUUUGCAGGAAGGGCUGGAUUUUUGCUCCCCGUCGCCUCCGGACCGAGAGUACUGCGGCCGAAGGAGAGCGCCGCUUCCACGGGCGAUUGGGGCUGCUGCAUGCUGAUCCCCAGGAGAGGGGAGCUGCGGUGGGCAGGAGAGCGGGGCUUUUCUCCACUGGCCCAAGUAGGACGUGGAGAUCGGCGAGCGAGGGCUGCGCAGGGACGAGGAGCGCAGCCCGCUGGCCUUCCCCGUCCCGGGGGCUGGGAGAGCGAGUAGCCGAGGCCCCGCCGCCCCCCGCCCGCUGGAUUUGCCGUUCCCGGUGGCUCCCUGCACAUCCGAUUUCAGAUGCAUGCCAGGUUCCCGCUGAAUGCCAGCAGCAGAGAUCACUACAGAUGGAGCCCCAAAGUCAGCAUGGCAGCGGUGGCUCACUGGUGGUGAUUCAGCAGCCCUCCCUGGACAGCCGGCAGCGCUUGGACUAUGACAGGGACAGCCAGCCCACGACCAUCUUGUCACUGGACCAGAUCAAGGCCAUCAGGGGCAGCAACGAAUACACUGAGGGGCCGUCAGUGGUGAAAAAGUCAGGUCCACGGACGGCGCCGAGGCAGGAGAAGCAUGAGAGAACUCACGAGAUUAUACCGAUUAAUGUGAAUAAUAACUACGAGCACAGGCCCAGCCACGCAGGGCACGUGGCACAUCAACAUAACACCAGGGCUCCCAUCCUGAGCCGAUCGACCAGCACGGGCAGCGCGGCCAGCUCCGGCAGCAACAGCAGCGCCUCCUCGGAGCAAGGGCUGCUGGGGCGCUCGCCGCCCUCCCGGCUGGGCUCUGGCCACAGAUCCGACCGGACAAUCCGGGCGCAGCCCAAGCAGUCGGCGCUGAUUGUGGACGAUCUGAAGGGGCCUUUGAAAGAGGACUUGACGCAGCACAAGUUCAUCUGCGAACAGUGUGGGAAGUGCAAGUGCGGGGAGUGCACGGCGCCGCGGGCCCUGCCCUCCUGCCUGGCCUGCAACCGGCAGUGCCUGUGCUCGGCCGAGAGCAUGGUGGAGUACGGCACCUGCAUGUGCCUGGUCAAAGGGAUCUUCUACCACUGUUCCAACGACGAUGAAGGGGACUCGUACGCGGAUAAUCCCUGCUCCUGCUCCCAGUCACACUGCUGUUCUAGGUACCUGUGCAUGGGAGCCAUGUCCUUGUUCCUGCCUUGCUUGCUCUGCUACCCUCCGGCCAAAGGAUGCCUAAAACUCUGCCGGGGGUGCUACGACCGCGUCAAUCGUCCGGGGUGCCGGUGCAAGAACUCCAACACGGUCUAUUGUAAACUGGACAGCUGCCCCUCCCGGGGUCAGGGCAAACCCUCAUGAUUUUGGGAGGGAGUUUUACUUCCUCCAACUUCAGUUUUUCAGGUUGUAGCUGAUUUUUUUUUUCCCCCUCCCCCCAUCUUUUCUUCUUCCUCCCCUCCUCUCCCAUUUUGGGAGGACUAUUGCUUUCCUUUCCUUUCUGUCUGCCCAACUUCAGACACAUGAGUUCUUCCCCUUGCAUCUUUGCUCUCCUCCUCCCACUGACUUGGCUGAGUGUGGAGCGUUUCACACAGUCGCUGCUGCUCUUUGGUAAGUGUGGACCUGGGAUCUGCACCUGCCACUCGUUUGGGCAGGGUCUUUGAGUUUGUAACUGAACCACUCCUGAAAGAGACAGUGAAGGCUCACUGGGCUCUUGAAGCUUCUUGCUCUGUGAAUAUCUUCCCAAAGAUAGUGUUGGGUUUUUUGUUUGGUUUUGUUUUUGUUUUUUUUUUUUUUUUUUUUUUUUUUUUUUUUUUGUUUUUUUUUUUGUUUUUUUGUUUUUUUUUUUUCUCAGCAAGUUAUGGUUUUUUCUCCUUAACCUCCUGAGUGCCAAGGGAGAAUAACUUUCCUGAGUGAGCUGGAUUGUGAAAUAACUUUUUGUGUGUGUUCUUUCUGGAGAGGGAUGUAAAAUAAAGGCUUCACCAAAUGAAAGGCCUGACUCUUCUAUAAGCAGCCUGCUUCUUUUUGCAUCUUUUUUUUUUCCCCCCUUUCUUUUUCUCUUAACUUUUGGAACAUUCUCAGACCUGAGAAUUGCCCUGCCUCUUUUUUCUCAUUUUAUUUUAUUUUAUUUUAUUUUAUUUUAUUUUAUUUUAUUUUAUUUUAUUUUAUUUUAUUUUAUUUUAUUUUAUUUUAUUUUCAGUGUAACUUCAGUUUUUGCUACACUAUGUAGAUCUUCACAUUGGAGACAUUGUGGCUGCAACAUACUAAUUUGUUUCUUUUUGCUGUCUUUGAAGGAUAUUGCUUACUGCACCCUCCUAAUCCAGUUUUUAUAGUCUGUCAGUAUCAGUUGAUAUUAAAGUUGGUGGUGUUCAUAUAUCCAAACAGCCUUCAGGUGUCAUUGAGUCACCUAAAUGUUCUUGAAUCCUUCAAGUCUCUUGUGAUCCUUUGGCUUAGUGAGUUUAGCUCUGCUCUGUACUUUAUAAUUUUAUUCUGUCCCUGUUUUAUUGCCUUAGCCACAGAUUGUGGUCCUUUUUUGUAUAUUUUAUGUAUAAAACACAAAGUUGAAUCCCAACUAUUUUUAAGACAAAAGUCUGUUAAAACUUUUUUUAUUGUAAAGAAUAUUUAUUAUGUGAAUCUCUAUUAUUUUAUGAUAUUUAUUGCAAAAGACUUUGAAAAUGUACUCAUGUCUGAAUAUAACAAAAUAUCAAUACUUAACGAAAUAAGGAUGACACGAAGAAAGUACAUAUGUUAACUAUAAUGCAGAAAAUAUAUUAAUUAAUGAAAACGC
Messenger RNA from Vidua macroura (Pin-tailed whydah), 3373 nucleotides. It is a transcript of the gene SPRY1, whose product is annotated as sprouty RTK signaling antagonist 1. The record is from RefSeq and is a predicted model, not a curated record. NCBI's taxonomy places the organism in Eukaryota, Metazoa, Chordata, Aves, Passeriformes, Viduidae. The transcript is spliced from 3 exons. Bases 988 to 1950 code for a protein of 320 amino acids. Gene Ontology annotation, cellular component: cytosol; membrane. Gene Ontology annotation, biological process: negative regulation of fibroblast growth factor receptor signaling pathway; animal organ development; negative regulation of Ras protein signal transduction.